Molecule: messenger RNA, 5160 nt
Organism: Liolophura sinensis
Lineage: Eukaryota; Metazoa; Mollusca; Polyplacophora; Chitonida; Chitonidae
Product: E3 ubiquitin-protein ligase HECTD3-like
Exons: 18
Coding region: 93-2615 (840 amino acids)
Biological process (GO): proteasome-mediated ubiquitin-dependent protein catabolic process
Molecular function (GO): ubiquitin-protein transferase activity
Source: RefSeq, a predicted model, not a curated record
GUGAAGUGACUACGUUCUCACAACCACAACAACAGAUGAGCAAGUUACCCUAACAAGACGAUAUUGUUCUAAAACCAACCAAUCUCCAAAUAAUGAGCGUCCCAAGGGCUCGUAGGCGCUUGGCAAGGAUAAGAUGUUUACAGGACUGUGCAGAUCGAUUUCAAGAAAACGAACCUCUUCCGAGGAGUUUGUGUUUCGUUCCCUCGGAAGUCCACUUCAAAUGCCCGAACAAUUCUGUCAUUCCUUUAUAUUCCGAACCUAACAAAGCAAAGAACAAAAAGGUUCAGGAAAUUAUAUGCGCUGCCGACGCUAAAGUCAUUGUGUCAGGAGAAGAGUUUUACAAUAACUUUGGAAAAUGGGUGAAAGGGAAAAAGUAUCAACACAAAAAGACUGGAGAGUUUAUCAGUCUUCCUGAGGAUUCCUGGAUACUGCUGAUCAGUCCAGGGAAAUCCCCUGGGGAAUCCCCUCUUUUAGUGCCUGCACAUGAUAGCUCUUCCACCACCUUGACGAAAGCUGAUGGAGGGUCACAUGGAAAGAAAACUCAUUUAUCUAGUUUUGAAGAGGUGGUAGAGUACAACUAUUCCCUGAAGCUGAGUAACAAAGCCGAUUUGAUUCAGGAAGAUGUGGAAGCUGUGAACAGAUUAUGUCAGGUGCCAGUCAACUGGAGCUUAGAGAAUGAUGAAGCACUUGUCAAACUGCUCUGUGAUCAAAUGCCUCCAGAUAAUGAACAGCUUGGCAGCAUUAAGAACUAUGUGGAUUCCAUUGACGUGUCCUCCUUUGACGAAGACGGCCCUCAGAAUUUGACAGACGGAGAUCCUGAAACCUACUGGGAGAGUGAUGGUAGUCAGGGCCAACACUGGAUCAAGCUCCACAUGAAGAAGGGGGUUAUAAUCAAAAAGCUUUGCCUGACUGUGGACACCGCUGAUGAUAAUUACCUUCCUGUGAUGAUGUCAGUGAUGGGUGGGGAGCCUGACACCAUGAAACUCCUCAACACCAUCAAUCAGGACUGGAAUGUCUCUGAUACACAUGAUAUUUGUGUUCUGGAGAACCUGACAGAGCAUUACCCCAUUAUCAUGAUCAAGAUACAGGAGUGCAAAGCAGGUGGUAUUGACACAAGAAUCCAUGGUAUAACAAUCAAGUCAACGGAAGAAAGGGUACUUGGUUUCAGCACUGAACUUUUCACAAAGGACAGUCUUGUGCGCUACCCUAAACUGGAGCCUUAUUCCCCUGAAGUUCUGUUUAGAAGGGCGCUGUUAUUACACAGAUUUGUCACCAUUUUGGACAGUGUGUUACCAUACAUAGUUCCGGCCUGGGAGUAUUCAGUUGGUUCUUAUGAUGCCCUUGAGGCUCUUCGUCAGCUCCUGCCGUUGUCCAAAAAGAGGCUGUCGUUGAUUGAUACCUUCUUGAGGGAUUCCUCACUUGGUCAACCCUCAGACAUUCCCAAGCUGUACAUAAAUCGCCGUGAAGCAAUGGAGCACAGAUGUGAUCCAUCCCAGGACCCGGAAUAUAAACACUCCAUCUUCACCCAGAUGUACGAGGGAUUGAAACCACGAGAUCGCUUUACCAAGCCACUGGACUACAGGUGGCCAAGUCGUUACGACCAGUGGUGGGAGUGUAAGUUUUUAUCAGAAGGUAUCAUCGAUCAGGGUGGAGGAUUUCGUGACAGCUUGUCUGAUCUGUCAGAAGAACUGUGCCCUAGUAGCAUGGACACACCCGUACCCCUUCCCUUUUUCAUCCGUUCUCCAAACCAGUCCAAUGAAGAUUCAAAUGUGAACAAAGAUGUGUAUAUACCAAACCCAAGCUGUAAGGAAUUUCAGAAAUAUGAGUGGAUCGGACAGCUGAUGGGAGCGUGUCUAAGGGGAAAGGAAAAUCUGAUUCUAUCUCUACCAUCCUUUGUGUGGAAGAAAUUGUCUGGGGAAAAAACUAAUUGGCAGAGGGAUUUCUUCACCGUGGAUGCAGCAGAGGUAAAACUCAUUGACAUUUUGGAGAGCAUGGAAGAGAGUGAGUUUAAUGUAAAGAUAGCUGGGAAGAGGACUUGGUCAACUUUCUUGAGUGAUGGCACUGUUAUACAAUUAAAGAUCAGUGCUGAUGGUACUUCCCCAGAGCUUUCAUACACCGACAGGGGAGACUACUGUCAGGCAGUGAAGAAAAUACGCAUGGCUGAAUCAGACUUACAGAUCCAGGCAAUCAAACAAGGUCUGCUAAAGGUAGUACCGCAAGCAGUGUUAGACCUUCUCACAUGGCAAGAGCUGGAGAAAAGAAUUUGUGGGGAUCCAGAAAUCACAUUAGAAGCUCUGCGAGGAACGGUUCACUAUGAUGACCUAGAGGAGACAGACAUGAGGGUGAAGUACCUGUGGGAAGCAUUAAAAGCUUUCUCUAAUGAAGACAGAAGUCGUUUUUUACGCUUUGUCACUGGUCGCAGAAGAUUGCCAGCCCCAAUGUAUGUGUGUCAGGGCAAAGGAGAUGCUGUAGAUGUCUUGCCUGAGUCAUCAACCUGUGGAAACAUUCUCUAUCUUCCUAGUUAUAGCAGUGGUAAAGUGGCUGAAGAAAACAUUCGCUAUGCAGCUUACAACUGUGUUGCUAUUGACACUGAUAUGUUUCCAUGGGAUGAAUGAUGCAGAUGGUGAACUACAAAGGGCGAUAAAAGUCUCUUAAGAUAAAUCCAAAGUUUGUCAGCUUUUUGACAUGGUGUGUAAAAGAAGUGGUGACUUAUUGGGCUUUUCCAUAGAGCACCAUGGACUUGUUAUAGGAACUGUUUAUCUUCAGCCUUUUCGACAUCUAAUGCACUUUUUUCAGUGGAAAUUAUGCAUACAGUUAUUUUGAAAAUGAGACCAAAUGAUUUGUUUGUGUCACUAAAGAUGCCAACUCCAUAAAACCUAUAGAAUAUUUCAAAAUAUUGGUUGCAGGAGUGUUUGAAAAGGUUGAAGAAUGAAGGUAUAUGUUUUUAGCUGUGGCUGACUUUUGUUCUGACUGCAGACAUUGACCUCAGUUGUUGAUUGAUGAACAGUGGAAAGUGUGUAAUAGUGAUAGUUACAUUUAUGUUGUUGUCAGUGCUCAAACCGGAAAGAGCAGGCUCGUGUUUUCUGAGUUGAUUCAAUUUUAACAGUACUUAUGUACAUUCACAUAAAUGUAUUUUUAAUUCAUUGACAUGAAAGGUCUAAUUUAGUAAAAAAAAAGUGUUCUCUGUCAAUUUAAAAUGUGAUAAUUUUUCAAACUUUAUUGUUUUCUUUCUCAUGUGCUUAUGUUACCACUAUAUCUGCAGUUCUAAGCCCUGGAUAUAUAUUUAAUUUUGUAUGCAUUGUUGAUGUCUAAUUUCUUCUACAGUUUGGUUAAAAAGUCAUUGGACAUAUUUUAAAAUGCUUAUGAUUCCAUGUAAAUAGUAAGGAGUCUGUUACGUGUUAAACUUUUGGCACAGUGUUAUUUAACUGAUAUCAGUUUAUGCAUAACAUUAUCAUAUUUAUAGUGCUUCUGCUAAAUCUUCAUUGUUUGUUAUUUCUUCAAUUUAGUCAACUGCAUUUCACCCAAAGAUAGCUUUUUUAAAGUUACACAUAUUGCUUGAUUCUUAUUUGUUCAUCCACGCUAUAGUGUCACUCAAGGUUUUUCUGGGGAGUUUUAUUAAUUUCUUAUCAGAAAAACCGAAGUGGUGGCAUCAAAAGUGUCACUGUGAGGCUUUUGUGCACUUGUUAGUAGUGCACUUUUACAUACCAAACUUCACAUGAAGUACAUUAAUUUACUUUUUAAAUGCCAGUGUUUGAAAAUAAUACACCGAAAUGAUUUGAUUUUAGACAUGUGCAUGUGUACAUGGAAGUACAUGUAUUAGGGUGGCAAACCAAGUGAAAAACAUUUGUAUCAGGCUUGUUUGGGCUUCUCACCCCAACAAAAACCGGAUGCCUUCUGAAGUCUUAAUGCAGUUUUAUCUCCCAAAAUUGUAAGAGUGCAAGGAAACUAUCUGAUUGUUUUUUAACGCCAUACUCAAGAAUAUUUCAUGUAUACAAUAGUGGUCAGUGUUAUUGAUGAAGGAAAUCUGAGGUAUGCCCAGGGUUAAACCACUGACAUUUGGCAAGUUACUGAUGAACUUUCCAUGUUUGGUCUCCAACAAAUCUUAUACUGUACUAAAGGUCACAUAAUCGGUGUUGAUCGCAUAUUGUCGCCCAGGCCUCAAAAGCAAGAAGAAUGCAGAAAUCAACAAAAUCCCCAUCCAAGGCCAGUUUUGAACUGACACCUCACAUGUACCAGCAAUUUAAUGUCUAGUACCUCAACCACCACCUGCUCACCAAGAAAACAUAUAGGCCAUGUACUAUAUAACAAUGUAGAAAGAAUACACAACAAACUUUAAAAGUCAUAAUUACAGCACUUUUAUUAAGCCUUUGUCUCAAAGGUUUUCAAAAUACCCCACAGCAUCAAAAUAGCUUUACAACAUUAAUUUGUACAUAUAUGGUACAACAUAUACAUGAUUUACACACUUCUCACAACAUCAAUGACUGUGAUGUACCAACAAUACAGCACAGCCAAUGACAACUGUUACUGUUCAUAAUGCCAAUAUAGAAGUAUUGUAAUAAUUACCCAUUAAUUUUGACGACAUUUAAACAUAAAUCAUGUCUAUAAAAAGGUGAAAAGAGAGUUUUGAAAGCAACAUUAAUAAUAAUUUCACCUGUUAAUUAGCAAAGCACAAUCUAUUUGAUGUUGACGUAUUUAGUUAACACAAGUCUAAACAGAUGAAUGAUAUUCGAUCAUUUAAGCGUUUGCCAAAAAAAGCUCUUACUUGCCUAAAUCUAAGAAGUCACAAAUCUUAAAAGUCGCAAUAAUUACAUAAUCACUUCAUGCAUUGUAUUCCUGUUCUCUCUGCCUUACUUUAACGUAUAAGUCAAUGUUUCGCCUGCACCAUAACAUCAAACAACAACAUUUAUGACUAGACCUUACUUCACCACUGCAAGAAGGAUGAGAUGAAGAAUUUAACAUCACGAAAAGGAAUGAUUAUGAAAUUUGGAAGCACUUGUACCAGGCCAUUACAAAGUUAUCUUCAUGUUUUAUUAGCCAAAGAAAGGGUUAAUAAUUACUUCCAUCUUAGCAAACAAGUUUGCAGGUCUCUUUGCAGUGUAAUUUAUUCAUUUAUUUGACUUGUUCAAUGCUGUAAUGCUUUCAUAUGUGUGAAUACAUGUC